Messenger RNA from Trypanosoma rangeli, 1254 nucleotides. Its product is annotated as trans-sialidase. Gene Ontology annotation, molecular function: exo-alpha-sialidase activity. Lineage: Eukaryota; Euglenozoa; Kinetoplastea; Trypanosomatida; Trypanosomatidae. The transcript has a single exon. Gene Ontology annotation, biological process: oligosaccharide catabolic process; ganglioside catabolic process. Bases 1 to 1254 code for a protein of 417 amino acids. Gene Ontology annotation, cellular component: membrane; cytoplasm; intracellular membrane-bounded organelle. The record is from RefSeq and is a predicted model, not a curated record.
AUGAGUGAGCAGCGGCACAUGCUCAACAUGUCCCGGCACCUGUUUUCUUCUGCGAUGCAGCUCCUUUUUGUGCUGUUGAUAUGCUUUGCCAGUACGGCUGUGCACGCCAAGGAGAAAAGUACGCCAAAGGAAGUGCAACUGCCAAAGGUUGUUGAUCUUUUUUGGCCGUGUCGAACGAUUGUGGAAGCACGAGGUAGAAGUCAAACGAGGGAAUCUUUUGUCUCACCUUCUCUCGCCAGUGCUGGUGGAGUGUUGGUUGCGCUUGCCAAGAGCUACGCCAGCCUUCCAUACCCCGAUCAGGAACUUGUUUCGCCCUAUUAUGAUGAUGUUGUGGCGGGGUACAUUGACUCUGGUGAGAACUGGUCGUCUUUUGCCGAUGAGGUCAAUACAAACAAAUGGAGGGCGUACAACAUCUUUAACGCAAUCAUUCCAAAGGAGGAUAACGCCCCUAUGGGACACACGUACCGACCCACAACAAUUGCAAAGGGCAACAAGGUCUUUCUACUUGUGGGGGGCUAUCAUCAGAAGUAUGAUCCUUCAUCGAAGAAGUGGAUUGAAUCCUCACAGGAUCUUGAUUUGCUCGUGGGUGAGGCCACGGAAUAUAAAGUCAUCCAAUGGGGCAAACCCACCUCGCUUUUGCCACAGAUCAAACCAUCUGCUAAACAACCUGGCCUGGAUGAGUUUGUUGGUGGUGGUGGCUCAGGUGUUGUGAUGGAGGAUGGGACGUUUGUGUUUCCUGUGACGGCGAGGAGGACAGGAGAAAGCGACACAGUCUCAAUGAUCAUUUAUUCGAAGAAGGGUGACAAAAAUUGGGUGCUUCCACAGGGGAUGGUCCAUGUAAAGUGGAGAGACCCCCUCAUCGUUGAGUGGGAGCAGGGGCAGCUUGUCAUGGUUGCCAGAUGUGAUUUGUUUUCCAAGGUGUUCGAGUCAAGGGACAUGGGGGCAACGUGGACGGAAGCUGUCGGGAUACUCACACGUGUGCAGCCCAUAUUGUUACCAAACACUUCGCGAACAGCUGAGAGAGUGGGGUCCCUCACUACUGCGAUCAUUGCUGGAAAGAAGGUCAUGCUGUACACUCAGCAAGAGAUUCUCCCUGAGGACCCGUUGCAAGCCACCGCGCUCUACCUUUGGGUUGCUGACAACAAUCGCACGUUUCAUGUCGGGCCCAUUUCCAUGGACACAACGCCGAUGCCAGCCAACACCCUGCUGCACUCUAACGAUGCGUUGCAUCUUUUUACAAGAGAGGGUCAGUAG